This is a messenger RNA of Rotaria sp. Silwood1, 528 nucleotides long. Lineage: Eukaryota; Metazoa; Rotifera; Eurotatoria; Philodinida; Philodinidae. The record is from the annotation of a GenBank genome assembly.
AUGGGAUCAAAAAGUAGUAAAUAUAUUGUUGAUCAUGAUAAUUCAAUACAAGUUGCAGAUGCAACAUUAUCAGCGUUCUCAUCAAAUUCAAAUGAAUCAAUAGCUAGUGAAAUAUUGAGAAAAGAAGAUGCAUCUUUACCAAUAUUAGUUCAUCGAAGCUUUUCAAAUGAUAUUAUAUCAUUAAAGAUGGAGAACUUAACACUUGUCUGGCUUGAUACAGAAAUAAAUGAACAACCAGAACAUAUUGAUACUCAAAUAAGACUUAAAAAUGUGAUUAAUGAUGUUCGCAUAUUUGAUCAAGUUGAAGUAUGUGAACAAUAUAUUGAACGCAUAGGUGAAAUGAAUACUAUUAAUAAAAUCAACGAAGAAAAAUUACUUUUAGUGAUUUCAACAACAGUUCCAUUAACAAUUAUUUCACAUUUUCAUAGUCUUCCUCAAGUGAAAGAUAUUUAUAUAUAUGGAAAAACAGACAUAAAUGCUACAGUUAUUCAACAAUUUGUAAAAAAUUAUAUAAAGGUAUUUAUGUAA